Molecule: messenger RNA, 1137 nt
Organism: Sclerotinia sclerotiorum 1980 UF-70
Lineage: Eukaryota; Fungi; Ascomycota; Leotiomycetes; Helotiales; Sclerotiniaceae
Exons: 2
Coding region: 1-1137 (378 amino acids)
Biological process (GO): isoprenoid biosynthetic process
Molecular function (GO): prenyltransferase activity
Source: RefSeq, a predicted model, not a curated record
AUGCUUUCCGAAAACUUUCCUUCUCCAAACGCUAUUCCUCCACGAACUUCCUCCACCGGUCACAACAACAUCAAUCAUACAAUUUCGAAAUCAGUUCUACGUCCUGUACCUGAAGGCGAUUGGAUAAGUCAGAGAAAUAGUAUGCAUACCGCACAGUCUUCAGGGACCUUGAAUCCUUCUGUUCAAGGGGGUUCUGCUCCAGAUCCAAAUAAAUACAACAAGAACGAUAUGGCAUUCCAUGGUAGAAGCUCAUGGGCGCCAGAAAAGGAGAAGAUAUUGUUCGGUCCAUAUGAUUAUUUGGAGGCACAUCCAGGAAAGGACAUUAGGAAACAAUUGAUCGCGGCAUUCAAUGAAUGGUUGGAGGUACCACCGGAGAGUUUGGAAGUUAUUACAAAAGUUGUGGGAAUGUUGCACACGGCAUCAUUACUCGUGGAUGAUGUCGAAGACUCAUCAUUAUUGCGACGUGGAUUACCCGUCGCACAUAGCAUUUUUGGCACGGCGCAAACGAUCAAUUCCGCGAAUUAUGUAUACUUUUGCGCGUUGCAAGAACUGCAGAAGCUCAACAAUCCACAAGCGAUUACCAUUUACACAGAGGAGUUAUUAAACCUUCAUAGGGGUCAGGGGAUGGAUCUAUUUUGGAGAGAUAGUUUGACUUGUCCUACCGAAGAUGAUUAUUUGGAAAUGGUUGGUAAUAAAACUGGUGGCCUUUUCAGACUCGCUGUCAAGCUUAUGCAAGCUGAGAGCAAAACCUCGAGGGAUUGUGUGCCCUUAGUUAACCUCAUUGGAAUCAUAUUUCAAAUCCGCGAUGAUUAUCAAAAUCUUUCUUCUCCUGAAUACUCACAAAAUAAGGGUUUAUGUGAGGAUUUGACCGAGGGAAAAUUCUCAUUUCCGAUUAUUCAUUCUAUUCGUGCCGCACCGGAUAAUCUCGUUCUUCUCAAUAUCCUAAAGCAGAAACCGGAUGAUGAACAAGUCAAGAAAUAUGCAGUAGCAUACAUGGAACAAACUGGUAGUUUCGAAUAUUGUCGAAAGGUUCUCAAUACCUUAGGAGAAAGAGUCAAGAAAUUGAUCGAAGAGUUAGAUGAUGGAGGGGAUAAGGGCAAGGGAGUAUUGAAGAUUUUGGAUAAAAUGGCCAUCUAA